Messenger RNA from Drosophila melanogaster (fruit fly), 2027 nucleotides. RefSeq lists its product as uncharacterized. Lineage: Eukaryota; Metazoa; Arthropoda; Insecta; Diptera; Drosophilidae. The coding region runs from base 616 to 1920 and encodes 434 amino acids. The record is from RefSeq and is marked reviewed. The transcript is spliced from 2 exons.
CUUGAAAUUACUCCACAUAAUAAAUACGAUUAAGUUAUCAUUUAGGGCUUCGUAAUGCCACUUUCAUUCACCCGUUUACCCAUCCCACUAAUUUGUUUUCUUUGUGUGACCAAGAGAAAUUUCCGUCACGAUUUAGUUGGACGACUUCAUCGUUUGGCAGUCGCCCCAUCAGGCGGCUCAGCAAGUGCGUAUUUAUAUGGAACAGCGGUAGCCGGACGAAUAAUGGUCGGCCCACCUCGGGUGCCAUUAAAUGUUGCGAAUUAGCCAUAACAAACAUUACCGCCCAUCUUGCUUUCGGGCUGGCAGUAAGGGCAGUGGAGCGAUUUGUGGAGGAGCAGCACCUAACCAAGCCAACUUAAUGGCCGAACUUCGAGUGUGAAAGUGAAAUUUAUUACACUUGAAUUUGAGAAACGAAAAUCAGAGCUAGUACAGAGUGGCGGAAAGGGGGCGAUGGCCGAACGUGUUGGCUAAUUCCAUGCGGUUCGAGGGGCGCUAAUUAAAAGCCAAGCUAGCCGUGCUAACCGUGCCUAUCUGGGGCCUUUCCAUCUCAUUGCAGUCGAGCGCCUGAUCAAACAGUGGGCACCGAUCGUCUGGCUGGCGCCGGAGGAGAAAUUCAUGCCGCUGGGCGUGGAGGAGUUUCUGCAGUAUGUUCAUCCCAUGGACAAGGAUAGCAGCUUCCGGCCAGGAGUUCCGUUUCGCGAGUAUUCAACGAAAUCCCAUCUGGUCACGAACAAUGAAGUUCAGGAGCUGCUGGGCAACGACAAAUCCUUUCUGUACGGACGAAAUCCUAAUGAGAAAGCUGUGCCCAUCUAUGGAGUGGUCAACUUGUGUCCUUCGACGAGGGCACCGGCAAUGCCGGUUGUGCCCACAACGCCACCAACUACCACACGAGGUGUCUACAUUCCCGUGUCCAUUGAUCCGCUGGAGGAACGGAAUGACACCAUUCGAAGAUCGUCCAGGCUGUUCCCACUCUUUCAGCGAGUUAAACGGGAGUCACCAACCGUGCCCCAGUACAAUCAACUCAACGAGUACGAAGAACUGGUAAUGGAAGCCACCCAAAAGCCCAGCGUACAGCAGGAUUCCGAGCCAGAGCCGGAAAACGGAGUACCAGUGAACAAUUUUAUUGCCAACCUGGCGGACAAUGUAAAGUUCAGCGGCGGCACAUAUCCCGAUGACAAUCUGGAGGAGAACAGCAUUGGCCAAGCGCCCGAAAAGGAGGAGGGCCCAGGAAAGGGCAAGCUGCCGGGUUUUCAUGUGACAUACUGGAUGUUUUAUCCCUACAGUCAGGGUAAGACCAUGUGCACCGUGAGCUUGGGUCCUCUGGGAAGGAUUCCCUUUCCUGCUGUGUAUGGAUAUUGUCUGGGCAAUCGUAAGGAUAUCGGCAGCCACGUGGGCGAUUGGGAGCACAUGAGCCUCUAUUUCAACGGCGAUGCCGAGCCACAGGCCAUGUAUGUAUCCGCCCACGAUGCGGGAGCCUAUUACAGCUAUAAUCGGUUGACGGGAUCCUUCGAGUUCCGACGCCAGGAAACGCGCAAGGGUAUCUUGCAGCGCCCCAACUUCCCCAAAACGGUGACAACCUUCAAGAACCAUCCAGUUCUGUUUGCCGCCAAGGGGUCACAUGGUCUAUGGACCGCGCCAGGAAAGCAUCGCUUUGUUAAAGUGGCACGCCUGUAUGAUAUUAAUGGAUUCGGAACGCCAUGGAACACUUGGAAGGCCGUGGACAUAAGCUACGAGAACCUGAGAUCCUAUGGUCGGUCGCUGGUGCCGGAUUGGCUAACAUAUCGCGGCAAAUGGGGUAAUCCCAAGAGCAAUUGCCAUCCCUUCCGGCGGAUCGGUUUGAAUUUCUGUGAGUUUACGGAUGGACCCACGGGUAUUCCACUCAAGGAACCCCACUUUCAAUGCGGUGCUGAUUAUCGCUAGCGACGCAGUCGGAAAAUAGGUCCCUUGCCUAGGCUUAGUCUAGAGUUUAAAAAAGUAUUUAUUACCCAAAAAAGAUCCCUUAAAGAUUAAAAAUUAAUAGAAAAUAU